Diutina rugosa is the source of this 1254-nucleotide messenger RNA. Its product is annotated as PHD finger domain-containing protein. The record is from RefSeq and is a predicted model, not a curated record. NCBI's taxonomy places the organism in Eukaryota, Fungi, Ascomycota, Pichiomycetes, Serinales, Debaryomycetaceae. Bases 1 to 1254 code for a protein of 417 amino acids. The transcript has a single exon.
AUGGGCGCCCUCGAUACACCGGAAAACAAGCCCCACAAGCGCGAGUUGUGUCCCUACCAGGUGUGCCAGGACCCCUUCGCCACCACCUGGGUCCACUGCGCCACCUGCGCCCAGGCCUACCACCAGCAGUGCGCCCACCACGACGCCGCCGACGAGCCGUUCACCUGUGACCGCUGCGCCCACAAGCGGCGACGACCGCGCCUGUCGUCGCUCGAGCUGGCGGGCGCCUUGCUGCCGCGGGCGGCGCUGGCGCCGGUGACGACCACCCCUCAGAGCGAGGGUAACGGCCAGCGCAAGCGCGAGGCGCCGGUGGCGCUUUUAGCGCUGAGGCGCGAAGCGAAGCCGCCGUUGCCGCCGUGGCUGCGACCGCACGAGCCGCUAUUCGGGUGGGAGUGGCGCGAGGUCGCCAUCGCUCUAGCCACCCAAUACGGCAAACAAGUGGACCCCCACCCGGCGAAAGUGGCGCGGGCCCAGUCGGACUUAGGGGCGUUUUACCAACAAUUGUGUAACGCCAACAUUUCUGAAACGACGAAUAAGGGGUUGAAGAAAACCGUCUACGAUCUACUGGCGUUGUCACGCCUGCCACGCUCCCAUCGCGCCAUCGUGGAAAUUCUGAAACUGAUAAACCCGGAGAUUAUCGAGGAUUAUCUCGCGUUUUAUGAGGCGUGUGUUGCCAUUGGGGUGGCCAAUGUACCGCCGCCGCAAGCUCCCGGAGCCGAAUGGGCGCCACCAGUGACAUCACCAAAACUUGAACCAGCAGCAAUUGUCACAAAAAGACCCCACACAUCCAAUUCUGAAACCACUUCUGAAACAACAUCAUCUUCUUCUUCAUCAUCAUCAUCGCUGCUGCUUAGUAAGCGACCUCGGUUUGACCACCCCAGUCCGGUACUGGAGGUGGAAGACGGUGAAUUACUGCUCAAACCAACGAUGGCCCCGUGGGAGUUCCAAGUGUUAGCGUUUGCCCUCGCCGCCCAGUAUAAUGUCGAUACUCGGUCGUCACCCGAAUGGGAGCGCCGCGUCGCCGCCGACCCUGACGAGUGCCUUGAAUUCAUGUAUCAGAUGUCAUUAGUGCUGCCGCAUCAGGAGCUUACGCUUCUGACGUAUACCGGCAGUUAUAUGGACGUCCAGCUGCCUCGACCGUUUGAGAAAUGGAGACAAUUGGGCCGUCGGUUGACCCCCGUGGUAGUGCCGUUUUAUUUAGCCUACUACCGCGUGUGCGUCGAACACAGCAUCGAACCAAAAAUGUUGAUAUAA